AUGACCCGCACAACCAAAGCCAACGACAUCCCCCACAACAACCCAGAAGUCGCCAGUCUUAUGACCGAGGCUCAUUACCCCAAAUUCUUUGCCAAAUCCGGCUUUGUCGACACUGCCCCCUCAAAGACAAAGAAAGACGGCGGUGGCAAAGGCAAUUGGGGCCACCCAGGUGACGAACUCGAAGACUUGGACGAGUUCAACAUGACCCGUCCACGUCGCUACUCGAACACCAGUCCGACUAACACCCAUUUCGGAUUGAAAUCAAAAUUCGAGGCCCACGAUGAGGAUCCUCUCUUUGAUGAGGAACGUCACGGACCUGUUCCCGAAGAACACGUUACCACUACGACUGCCGCCGUCGUCAAUGGCAAUGGUGCUUCUGCUGAAGAGUCUUCUACUGCCGCUCCUGAGGCUUUGAAGGCUUAG
This is a messenger RNA of Orbilia oligospora ATCC 24927, 423 nucleotides long. RefSeq lists its product as uncharacterized. Bases 1 to 423 code for a protein of 140 amino acids. The transcript is spliced from 2 exons. The record is from RefSeq and is a predicted model, not a curated record. Lineage: Eukaryota; Fungi; Ascomycota; Orbiliomycetes; Orbiliales; Orbiliaceae.